GGGAGGGUUCGGAGCUCUGGCGGCGGAGGCAAAGCAGGACCGGGCGCAGGGGGCGGGAACCAGCGCUUGGACUCAGUCCUCACGGCGCCAGCGGUCAGUGAUGCUUCGGCUACUGCUGCUGUGGCUCUGGGGGCCGCUCGGUGCCCUGGCCCAGGGCGCCCCAGCCGGGACCAUGCAGGCGGAGGACGUGGUAGACCUGGAGUUUUCCACCGAGCGGCCGCUCCAACUCGUGAGUCCCUCGUUCCUGUCCAUCACCAUCGACGCCAGCUUGGCCACCAACCCGCGCUUCCUCACCUUCCUGGGUUCUCCAAGGCUUCGCGCUCUGGCUAGAGGUUUGUCGCCUGCAUACUUGAGAUUUGGUGGCACCAAGACUGACUUCCUCAUUUUUGAUCCCAAGAAGGAACCGACUCUUGAAGAAAGAAGUUACUGGCAAUCUCAAGUCAACCACGACUGUGCUAUCACCUGGGACAUUUGCAGGUCUGAGCCGGUCUCUGCUGACGUGAUGAGGAAACUCCAGAUGGAAUGGCCCUUCCAGGAGCUGUUGCUACUCAGAGAACAGUACCAAAAGAAGUUCAAGAACAGCACCUACUCGAGAAGCUCGGUGGACAUGCUGCACAGUUUCGCUAAGUGCUCGGGGUUAGACCUGAUCUUCGGUCUGAACGCCUUACUGCGAACUCCAGACUUGCGGUGGAACAGCUCCAACGCCCAACUGCUCCUCAACUACUGCUCUUCAAAGGGUUAUAACAUCUCCUGGGAGCUGGGCAAUGAGCCCAACAGUUUCUGGAAGAAAGCUCACAUUUUCCUUGAUGGGAUGCAGUUAGGAGAAGACUUUGUUGCGUUGCAUAAACUUCUACAAAAGUCAGCUUUCAAAAAUGCAAAACUCUAUGGCCCAGACAUCGGUCAGCCUCGAGGGAAGUCACUUAAGCUGCUGAGAAGUUUCCUGAAGGCUGGUGGAGAUGUGAUCAACUCAGUUACAUGGCAUCACUACUACUUGGAUGGACGCAUUGCUACCAAGGAAGAUUUCCUGAGUCCUGACGUGCUAGACACUUUUAUUCUAUCUGUGCGAAAAAUCCUAAAGGUGACGAAGGAGAUGAGUCCUGGCAAGAAGGUCUGGUUGGGAGAGACCAGCUCUGCCUACGGCGGUGGGGCGCCCUUGCUGUCCAACACCUUUGCAGCUGGCUUUAUGUGGCUGGAUAAACUGGGCCUGUCAGCUCAGCUGGGCAUAGAUGUGGUGAUGAGGCAGGUGUUCUUUGGAGCGGGCAACUACCACUUGGUGGAUGAGACCUUCCAGCCGUUACCUGAUUACUGGCUCUCUCUCCUGUUCAAGAAACUGGUGGGUCCCAAGGUGCUAAUGGCGCGAGUGAAAGGCCCAGACAGAAGCAAACUUCGAGUUUAUCUCCACUGCACAAACAUCUACCAUCCAAAAUACCAGGAAGGAGAUUUAACUCUGUAUGUCUUGAACCUCCAUAAUGUCACCAAGCACUUGAAGCUGCCAUACCAACUGUUUCACAAGCCAGUGGAUAAAUACCUCCUAAGGCCUUUUGGACCUGAUGGGUUGCUUUCCCAAUCUGUCCAACUGAAUGGUCAGACCCUGAAGAUGGUGGAUGACCAGACACUGCCAGCCUUAACAGAAAAACCUCUCCGCCCGGGAAGCUCACUAGGCAUGCCUGCCUUUUCCUAUGGGUUUUUUGUCAUAAGAAAUGCCAAAAUCGCUGCUUGUGUAUGAAAAUAAAAGGCAUGCGGUAGCCCUGAGACAAAAGCGGUGUUAUUCAGAAGAGUGGAGCAAAACUCCAGCUGUAGGAAGGCUGACUGGUCAUCACACUUCAGGGCUGGGGAGGGCUGAAGGAGUGGGGUGAUGUCAUCUAAGGAGAACACUGCAGGUGAUGGCUCCUUGUCCGAAUGAUGCUUAGCUCUUUGCGCAGUGUUUUGGGGGCGUUAAAAAAUGUACAGGAGUGCCUCCAGUAUGACCCAGAGGCCAAGGAAGAAGAUGUCCUGAUUUGUUUUAAAGCUUUGUUUCUAUUUUAUUCUUACUGUUUUGGCUGGCAGAUUGUCAAAUGUGUCCUUCAGAAGCCUCUCUGGAGCUCCAGUGGAGCUCAUCACUACAACCCCACACUGACUGUAGGCUCAUGCGCUGAGAGGAACUAAAAGGAAAAGAACUAGACCCUGUGCCUCUUCUCGAGUCUGCGAGAGGACACGUGGCUGGGUGGGGCAGUAUUAAACAAAGGAAAAAAAGAAAACAAUGACCCCAGUUGAGAUGGAAGGGAUGGCAGAACGUUUGCAGUGGGCGCAGAGGAGGAGGUUAGGUGGGAGAAGUUUUAGGAAACACCUGACGCACUGCAAUGUCUGUGCGUGUUUACCUUUUCUAAACUGUUAGUUCUCGCUUCUCCUGGGAGCCUUGGCCUGUGAGUAACAGAAACCUCUAAGUGAGGACAUUUAUAACCCCACGUAAGAACCUCUUCAAGUGAGGAAGGGCCCAACAGCUGGGCACAUCACGGGGAGGUCCAUCUUCUUUCUCCCCCUCAGUCCUGCUGGCUCCCCUCUUGGCCUGGCCACAUAAUGGUUGUAACUGGUCCUACAGAUUCACUGAGCUCUGGAGAUAACCAGAGGGAAAGGAUGUAUGGUUUCUCCACAGACCUGAAGAUCUCUUUCUCAGAGGCUCUCCCAGCAAACCCUUCUUCAAGUCUCUGCAGUCUUACAGGCUCGGAAUAGGUCUGUGGUGGUUUCUCCAGUCACCGUCCAUGACUGAUGUCUAUAAUUGCCUUCAAGCAAUCUUCCUUUGGGACAGGGAAAUUUGGAGUCCACAGCAUUGGAAAUUAUAGCCCUAUGCUUUUGAUCAAGUAACAAAACGCAAUUUUCCCCUGGAUUUUAAUCCUCCUAAGGAUUAUAAUUCUAUACGUUUUGGGCCUACCAUGAAUAUUAUCUCAAUUGAAUUCAAGUACAUUGAUGAAGCUAGACCGUAAAGUUUGUAUGCUUCAAUACUCUCAAAUUUUUAUGCAGGUAGCUUCUAUAUUUUCACAUUGGAAAUAAACUAAUUUUAUAGCCUUAAUUUGCAUGGUUAUUCUUCUAAUAAACCUAAAGCUUGCAGGA
This is a messenger RNA of Meriones unguiculatus (Mongolian gerbil), 3087 nucleotides long. RefSeq names its product heparanase (gene Hpse). Gene Ontology annotation, cellular component: membrane; extracellular matrix. The coding region runs from base 101 to 1726 and encodes 541 amino acids. NCBI's taxonomy places the organism in Eukaryota, Metazoa, Chordata, Mammalia, Rodentia, Muridae. The record is from RefSeq and is a predicted model, not a curated record. The transcript has 13 exons. Gene Ontology annotation, molecular function: hydrolase activity, acting on glycosyl bonds.